AGCUCGUUUACAAAAGGCGUUACAGAAAUGGAGUCCGUCGGGGAAUUCAAAUCUCAGCAGUUCCUCGUAGGUGCCAUUUUCAAAAGCACAAUCGGUUUCGGAGAAACAGGGAAACGGAACUGGAACGCCGGCCUUGCUGGAUAACGGAGCUGGGCCGCGUCCGGUUGUGCUCCGCCGCGUUGACGAUAUUUUUUUACGGCAAAGUCACCUCCGGUUUUGGAUUAAUGGUUAAUUUUCCAUGAAGGCAGGCAGUUCACUGAUGAACCUGUAGAGUCUGCCGAUUUUCGCAUGUAUGGAACUCCUGCUGCUUGCUAGAAUUCAACCUGUAUCUUUGUGACUCUGGAAUCGUAGUAAUUUCAGUAAUAUGGUGUCUCCCAUACGCAUCGGAAAUUUGAGAAACCCUAAUGAGACAAUGAGGCUUGUGGUGACGAUCUUUGUUGGAGUUGUAAUCGGAUUCUUUGUAGGAGUAUCUUUUCCAACACUUUCGUUGACUAAGAUGAAUCUUCCGUCCACCCUUUUCCCUUCAAUUGAUCUUUCGUACAUAGAGGAAAAGUACUCUGGGUUUUCAACCCAAGCACUGUUGAAUGCCUGGUCUUCUUUGAAGGGAAACGAAGUGCGCACUGAAAACUAUGUAUCUCAGGAGACAAAGAUUUGGGUUCCAACUAAUCCUCGAGGGGCUGAAAGCCUACCGCCUGGUAUCGUUGCAUCUGAGUCGGAUUUCUAUCUUCGCCGACUAUGGGGCCUGCCCAGUGAGGACUUACUUGUCAAGCCAAAGUAUCUUGUAACCUUUACUGUAGGUUAUGCUCAGAAAAAAAAUGUUGAUGCAGCUGUUAAAAAGUUUUCAGAGAAUUUCACCAUACUCUUGUUUCACUAUGAUGGUUUGACAAGUGAAUGGGAUGAAUUUGAAUGGUCGAAGCGGGCUAUCCACGUGAGCAUACAGAAGCAAACUAAAUGGUGGUAUGCCAAGCGGUUUUUGCAUCCUGACAUUGUGGCACCCUACGAAUACAUAUUUAUUUGGGAUGAGGAUCUCGGUUUGGAGCACUUUAAUGCAGAGAAAUACAUAAAGUUGGUCAAGAAACAUGGUUUGGAAAUAUCACAGCCUGGUUUAGAACCAAAUAGCGGGCUAACAUGGCAGAUGACGAAGCGGAGAGGUGAUAGUGAAGUUCACAUGCAGACAGAGGAGAAACCUGGUUGGUGCAACGAUCCGCAUUUGCCACCAUGUGCAGCGUUUGUUGAAAUUAUGGCACCUGUGUUUUCUCGCGACGCAUGGCGUUGUGUUUGGCAUAUGAUUCAGAAUGACCUGGUCCAUGGCUGGGGUCUGGAUUUUGCUCUUAGACAUUGUGUAGCGCCUGCACAUGAGAAAAUAGGGGUCGUGGAUGCGCAGUGGAUUGUCCAUCAAGGCGUUCCUUCACUCGGGAACCAAGGGAAAGCGGAGGGUGGAAGAGCGCCAUGGGAAGGGGUAAGGGAGAGGUGCAGAAGAGAAUGGACGAUGUUUCAAGCACGAAUGGCGAGCGCCGAGAAAGCAUAUUUUGAGGAAAUGGGAAUUGAUCCUCCAAGUUCAACAGCUCAUUAGAGGGUUGAAAAUAAUGGCGAAAGGAACUUGUACACAUACACCUCAACUGUACUUACACAAAGUUACAUUCGAUUUGGCUGUAUCGUUGCUACUGUCAAUAGUAGUGAUUUUUUUUUUGGGUAU
Pyrus x bretschneideri (Chinese white pear) is the source of this 1696-nucleotide messenger RNA. RefSeq lists its product as uncharacterized. The record is from RefSeq and is a predicted model, not a curated record. The coding region runs from base 365 to 1573 and encodes 402 amino acids. The transcript has 14 exons. NCBI's taxonomy places the organism in Eukaryota, Viridiplantae, Streptophyta, Magnoliopsida, Rosales, Rosaceae.